AUGUCUUCAGAAGAAAGGGAGGACCUCAUCACAGGAAAGAGGUUGAAGGAGAAGGGGAAGGAAAAGGGUAACCAAAGUGAUGAUGGCCUAGACCAACCCUAUCUACCACGGGACUUAGCUGAGGUCUCAAAGUUCACACGAAUGAUUGCAGAAGCACCAAUGUCCCCCAAAACGAAGUUACCCCCAAACUUUGACCACUAUGACGGGACAAGAGACCCUGAGAUCAUCUUCAUGCCUUCAGGGGAGCGGGGCAACUUGGGCGAUGGUCCAUGCCUCCUCCCUCCGGGGGGAAUCGAUAGUUAUGAAGAGUUAAGUGAGAAGUUCCUCAGAAACUUUGGUCAGCAGAGAAAAGUGGUCAAGAAUCCAAAUGAGAUCUUCCACAUAAGGCAGAGGGACAAUGAGCGAAUAGAUCAGUAUAUGGAGAGGUUCGUCAAGGAGAGCAUGAACAUCAAGGAUGUCCCGGAGGUCAUGAAGAUCAGCAGUUUCAUAAACGGGCUAAAGCAUGCACAGCUGUGUGAGAAACUAGGGGAGGAGUUCCCCCACUCAUUUGACAACCUUAUGGACAGGGUCAGAGCCUUUGUCAGAGGGAAGGACACAGUCAGCAAAGCCAAGGAGACAGAUAUCACGCCUCGGAGGAUCACCCCAGCUACAAAGCUUCCCGACAAAGGUACACCUUACUCCCGAAAGCCCACUUUUGACAGAAUGUUGCAUGACAGAACGGGGCCCUCAUACUCCCCAUACAGGCCUCGGGGGAGGGGUCCCCCUCCUUACUCUGAUAAUUUCACCCUCUCACCAAGACCCCAAGUGAGAUACUGGCCACUGAAAAGAGAAAUAGAGGCUGCAGUAAAGACGGGAAGGCUGGCCCACUUGGUUAAGGAAAUAAAGGAGGGGGACCGCAAGGGAAGAGAUGUAAGGGAGCCUGGGAGGGCAGCUGUUGACAUGAUCAGAAGGAGGAAUGAAUUCGAUACCACCCGGAGUGUAAAAGCUAGGAUCCUGGGCUCCCCAGACUGCAUGAAAGCUCCCAUCCUUAUGCCAUACUUGGAAGAAAAUGAGGUGCAACGACUUCCCCUAAACAUCUCAGCCAUAAUAGCUGGCCACAGGGUGUCUCAAAUACAUGUAGACGGAGGGUCCGGUGUCGAAGUAAUAUACGAGCAUUGCUUCCUUAGAUUUGACAGGGAUGUAAGAGAUCGGCUCGAAGAAGACUCCAUCCCCUUAGUGGGAUUCAACAACAGUGUAUCACACCCCCUGGGAAAAAUCAGGCUUCCAUUCACAGUUGGGGUAGGGGAUCGGGUCCGAACGAUAAACCUGACCUUCACAGUGGUCCGGGCACCCUCAAAGUACAACGUUAUCCUGGGAAGACCUGGAAUCGGGGACCUACAAGCACAGGCAUCCACCCCCCACGGAGCUUUAGUGUUUCAAACACCAAAGGGUUUAGCCUGGGUUAAGUCUUCUUAUGAAGUAAUUUCUUCCGUAUCCGAAGGAGAAGCAUCCGAGAAGCCCCAGAAGGAGGGGGUAGAAGAGUGGGUCCUUUGCGAUAGGUUCCCAGAACAAACGAUCAAAGUAGGAAGUCACUUGAGUGACAAAUGCAAGAGUGCCCUGAAGGAGCUACUUCUCCUCAACAUAGAUGUGUUUGCGUUCCAACACGGAGACAUGACGGGAAUCCCCAGGAGCCUAACCGAACAUCGGCUCAAUACUUACACAUGGGCAAAACCGGUAAGACAGAAAAAGCGAAGCAUGGGACCCAACAAAAGAAGAGCUGCUUGUGAGGAAACCAGAAAACUGCUUAGGGCAGGAAUAGUCAGAGAGGUGAAGUAUCCGUCCUGGGUCGCCAAUCCGGUCAUGGUUCAGAAGAAAGACGGAGGAUGGAGAAUGUGUAUCGACUUCCAAGAUCUAAACAAAGCAUGCCCUAAGGACUGUUAUCCCCUUCCAGAGAUAGACGUCCAGGUAGACUCUUUGUCUCAAUACCCCCUGAAAUGCUUCCUGGAUGCCUACAAGGGAUACCAUCAGAUCCAGAUGUCAAUAGAGGACGAAGAGAAAACCGCCUUCAUCACAGACGAAGGAACAUUCUGUUACACCAAAAUGCCCUUCGGUCUUAAAAAUGCUGGGGCCACAUAUCAGAGAUUCAUGAACACCCUGUUCAGGGAACAACGGGGAAGGAACUUGGAAGUGUACGUCGAUGACAUUGUUAUCAAGAGCUUGACAGAGAUGGCUAUGAUAGAUGACAUAGCCGAGACUCUUAACACUAUGCAAGACGUGAAUAUGAAGUUAAACCCCGGAAAGUGCUGUUUUGGGGUAGAGGAAGGGAGUUUCCUGGGGGUAGUAGUCACUAAAGGAGGAACCAAAGCAAACCCGGAGAAAACUCAAGUUGUGGCUGAGAUGCGAUCCCCUAGGUCCCUGAAAGACAUUCAACAACUGAACGGGAGAUUAAUAGCAUUAAACCGUUUUCUAUCAAAGGUAGCCGACAGGACCCUCCCCUUCAUGAAGGUGUUGAAGGACUGCCUCCAAACGAACAAGUUCAAAUGGACCCCAGAAGCGGAGGCCGCCUUCCAAGAAAUGAAAACUUACAUCUGCAAGCUCCCAACAUUGGCCACCCUAGUGCCCGGGGAACUCCUGCUCCUAUACUUGUCCGCCUCGAAAACGACCAUAAGUGCAGUCAUGAUGGUAGAACGGGAAGAAAAGCAGAUCCCCAUAUAUUUCAUCAGCAGAACACUUAAAGGCCCCGAGGAACGCUACAUGCCCCUGGAGAAGCUGGCAUUAGCCCUUGUUUUCGCAUCCCGGAGACUCAGGAGGUACUUCCAGGGGCACAAGAUUACCCUGAUGACUGAUCAACCUCUCCAAAAGGUACUCAGGAGGCCGGAGCUGUCAGGAGGGUUGGCUAAAUGGUCUGUGGAGCUAGGGGAACACUCUCUGGAGUUUAAGCCCAGGACGGCCAUGAAGGGGCAGAUACUGGCUGACUUUUUAGCAGAAGUCCCUGAGGAUGAAGAGAGGGAACUUUUAAAAUGGGAAGCUUUGGAGAAAGAAGAAAAAGAAAAGGAGGGCGAGGUUGUGUGGAAGUUACUCACCGACGGGGCCUCUAGUGAAGAAGGGAGCGGGGCAGGCAUCACACUGAUAAGCCCCGAAGGGAUUGAGCUGACAUACGCCAUAAGACUGGACUUCGAGAACACCAACAACAUUGCAGAGUAUGAGGCCCUCUUGGCAGGAAUGAGGCUGGCACAAAAAAUGAAAGCAAGACAUGUGGAAGCUAGCACCGAUUCACAACUGGUGGUUAAACAGUACCAAGGAGAGUAUGAAGCCAAAGACAACACCAUGGCUCAGUACGUGGCGAAAGUAAAGGAAACAGCCAGGGCAUUCAAAACUUUCAAAUUAGAAUACAUCCCCCGAGGAAGGAACAGAAAAUCGGAUGCCCUCAGUAAAUUGGCCUCGGUGGCAUUCGACCACCUGGCAAGAGAAGUUAAAGUGGAAGUCCUGACCGCCCCCUCCCUCAACAUGAAAGAGGUAACCGCAAUUGAGAAUGUGCAAGAAACAUGGAUGACAUCGAUCAUAAAGUUCCUCAGGGACGGAACGUUGCCCGAGGGAGACUGGGCAGCCAGAAAGGUAAGGGUCAAGGCCCUGCAGUAUGAGCUGAUUGAUGGGGAGUUGUAUAGAAGAUCAUACCUAGGCCCAUCCCUGAAAUAUGUCGAUGCGGAAGAAGCCGAGUAUGUGAUUAGGGAAAUGCACGAGGGGAUUUGUGGAAUGCAUUCGGGGCCAAGGACGAUAGUAACAAGGGCAAUGAAUGCGGGGUUCUAUUGGCCGCGAAUGUAUGAAACAACAUCCGAGGAGAUCAAGAGGUGUGAUAAUUGCCAGAUACAUGCACCAAUGACCCACCGGCACAAACACCCCAUGAUACCAGUCUCAACGUCCUGGCCCUUCCAAAAGUGGGCUACCGCCAUAAUCGGGCCUUUCCCGGAGGGUCCAGGAGGGGUCAAGUAUGUGGUAGUGGCCAUCGAUUAUUUUACCAAGUGGAUCGAGGCGAAGCCCCUGGCAAAAAUUAUUGGGGAACAGAUGAGGCGGUUCGUGUUAGACAGCAUCAUCUGCACAUAUGGGGUCCCAAAGGAGCUGGUGAGCGAUAAUGGCGUCCAAUUUGCUGGAAGACCUUUUAAGCCAUGGUGCGAGCAGAUGCAGAUUCAACAAGUAUUUACCUCCGUCACCCAUGCCCAGAGUAACGGAUUGGUAGAAAGAGCUAAUCAAAGUCUCAUCAAGGGAAUGAAGGGAAGACUCGGGAGAAAACAAAAAGGAUGGCUGGAAGAACUACCAUUCGUGUUAUGGGCAUACAGGACCACUCCUAAAGGUUGCAAUGGGGAGACUCCUUUCAGCCUAACCUACGGGACAGAAGCUGUCAUCCCAGCUGAGAUAGGAUCCUCAACUGCUCGAAUGAAGCUCCGGGAGGAGGAAAAUGAGCAAGACCUCAGGAUGAACUUGAAUCUCUUGGAAGAAAGAAGAGAAAUAGCAGCAGUCAGGGAGGCCAAAUACAAGAGGCAGCUGGAAAGUUAUUACAACGCCAGGAUGAAGAAGCUCAACCUCGUCCCAGGGGAUCUAGUCCUCAGAGCAAAUGAAGCCAGCCUGCAAGAAAGCACCGAAAAGUUAGGCCCCAACUGGGAGGGGCCUUACCGAGUCGUAUGA
Molecule: messenger RNA, 4659 nt
Organism: Helianthus annuus (common sunflower)
Lineage: Eukaryota; Viridiplantae; Streptophyta; Magnoliopsida; Asterales; Asteraceae
Exons: 3
Coding region: 1-4659 (1552 amino acids)
Biological process (GO): DNA integration
Molecular function (GO): nucleic acid binding; RNA-DNA hybrid ribonuclease activity
Source: RefSeq, a predicted model, not a curated record